This is a messenger RNA of Triticum dicoccoides, 1698 nucleotides long. RefSeq names its product putative F-box/kelch-repeat protein At3g22730. The record is from RefSeq and is a predicted model, not a curated record. Gene Ontology annotation, molecular function: protein binding. The transcript has 2 exons. The coding region runs from base 200 to 1474 and encodes 424 amino acids. Lineage: Eukaryota; Viridiplantae; Streptophyta; Magnoliopsida; Poales; Poaceae.
CACGAAGGCUAGUUACUGCCAGAGAGGAGGCCGAUAAGUAGUAGCACUCUCCGAGGAUAACGGUGGGCUUAAGCCUGUGGCCGCGGGCGGCUUCUUCUUCGUCUUCUUCGCCUGGGGAAGAUAGAUCCCGCCGGGAGUUGGAGAGAAGAUUCCGCUGACUUGUCAGGCACAACUUUCUUAGGGGAAAAGGUGCUUGGAAAUGGCCAGUGACAUAAACGACGCAGAGCACGAGCAGGCAACCGAAAAUCAGUUGGCAAGCAUCAGCCGCCUCACACCAGACGUCCUGCACGAGAUACUUCUCCGGCUUCCGGUGAGCACUCUGCAGAGGCUCCGCGGGACGUGCCACCAAUGGCGCGGCGUGAUCAGCGACCCCUGCUUCAUCAUGGACCAUGCCAACCGUGCACCGGAGCACCUCCUCCUCUUCCUGCCCAGGCUGGAGGCCUCGGCGAGCCUCAAGACCGCCAUGCCUGGCCGCAUGAAGCUCUUCGAUGAGAAAUGGUCCGUGUCAACGUGGGCGGCGGCGUCCAUGGACCCGGACGACCACCUCUUCGCGUCCUGCAAUGGCCUGCUCUGCUUCUACAGGAAGUACACGCUGAAGAUCGUCAACCCCGCGACCGGCCAGCGGCUGCACCUCUCGAAGCCCGACGGGAGAUCGCUCCGCGACCUGUACUAUCUCUACAGCUUCGGGUUCCACCCGGCGACGGGGGAGUACAAGCUCGUCUACUUCCUCCGCGAGCCCCGGCACGGCCGGCCGUCGGGGCAGCCGUUCCGCUUCGACGCCGUCCAGGUGCACACCCUCGGCGGGGACGGGUGGCGGGACGUCAGGGCGCCGAGGGAGAGCUGCCUGGUGAACCUCGGCGUCGUCAACGUGGACGGCGCCAUGUACUGGCUCGCGGAGGAGGAAGGGGCGUGCUGCGGCGUGGCGGUCAUGGCGUUUGAUCUGAAGGAAGAGACCUUUGUGACGUUGAGGCCUCCGCCGCUGAGAGCGUGCGGCGGGGCGACGGACGAGCGGCCCUGCGGCGCUCCCGCGCUGUCCUACUACGUGACGGAGGUGGGGAAGAAGACGUGCCUGGUGACCGCCCCUUUCAGCAGCAGCGCCCCCCGGUGGCGCCGCUACAACGCCGAGGUCUCCGGGAGGAUGGACGUCUGGACGCUGGAGAGCCGGGGCGAGGACCGGUGGUCGCUCAAGUACAGCGUCGACCUGUCGCCGUCGGCGCCGCGGUGCGUCCCGCAGCCGUGCUUCGUCCGCGGGGGGAAGGUCCUGCUGCACGGCCGCGACGGCGACGCGUUCUGCCGGGACCUGCGGGGCGACGAGGACGACGGCGGGGAGGUGAGGCUGCUGAACUUCCGGCCUUACAGGUACUACGAGACGCAGGCGUACCUGUACAGGGCGACGCUCGUCCCGUUGGACGUGUACGCGGGGGCGGCCAUUGCUCGCGCGCCGCACUGGCCUCUCCCGCAACCAGGUUCCUGAAUUUCUGAUUACGACUCUGCGUUGGCCUUCUGUGGUCAUGGUCCGGUAUAGGUGUAGGUAACAGAGAUGUAUUUUGUACAAACUUUCGAACAUGUUUACUUGUGAAACAUGAAUGAAUUAUGGUGUAAUUCUCGGCGGAGAUUUAAGCUACUGGUUAUUGUAACAUAUUGUAAGCUAAUAAGGAUUUUGUGCCCCCGCGAAAAAAUAAGUAUUUUGUGCAGUAA